Messenger RNA from Dufourea novaeangliae, 1215 nucleotides. RefSeq names its product calcium uniporter protein, mitochondrial (gene MCU). Lineage: Eukaryota; Metazoa; Arthropoda; Insecta; Hymenoptera; Halictidae. The record is from RefSeq and is a predicted model, not a curated record. Gene Ontology annotation, cellular component: uniplex complex; mitochondrial inner membrane. Gene Ontology annotation, biological process: mitochondrial calcium ion homeostasis; calcium import into the mitochondrion. The transcript is spliced from 6 exons. Gene Ontology annotation, molecular function: uniporter activity; calcium channel activity. The coding region runs from base 1 to 1215 and encodes 404 amino acids.
AUGGGCGAUAAACAGGACGACUUUCUCCAAGAUUAUGCCUCGUAUCGGCCGAAAUACGCUGGGUACGCAAGGCAGUUACAAUUCUCCAUGAGCUUGCACGAAGGAAUCGAUCUGGCAGGCCAGUGUAUCAACGGUUCCCCCGAUCUGAUCUCAGUUGCAGACGUAACAGUGACGUAUCAUCGAGGAUUGCCGAAGAUCACGGUACCGUUGCCGUCCAGGAGGGAGCACUGCGUGUUUACCCUGAAACCAAUAACCCACACCGUGGGCGACUUCAUCAGGAUGCUGAAGCGAGAGGAUCGCGGGAUCGAUCGUGCAAGCGUGACGACGCUCGACGGCAUCAGAAUAGGCUCGAACAACACGAUAGAAACACUAAUGGAUGAGGACUUCCGGCUGAUAAUAAACGACAACGAGUACGUCGUUACGCCGCCGUUGCAUCACAGGUACACUAUGGAAAACGUGGAGAAGUUGUCCGACGUGCAAACAUUGAUUGGACAACUGUACGAGGCGUUCCAUGUUCGUGAGCAUUACUCCGACAUGGAGAAGCAAGUGUUGGCCGAGUUGGAGACAGUCAGGCUGGAGUUGGAGCCUAUGGAACAGAAACUGAUGGACUUGGAGACCACGGCCGCCAGGAAGGCAAACAUCUUCAUCUGGAUGUGUCUAGUCUUGAUGUCUGUUCAGUUUAGCGGCCUAGCCAGACUAACUUGGUGGGAGUACUCGUGGGACAUAAUGGAACCGGUCACCUAUUUUGUUACCUAUGGUACCACAAUGGCUUGGUUCAUCUAUUUCGUUCUAACAAAACAGGUGAACGAUUUCAAACUCUCAGACGUAUACUUGAUGGAAUACAUGCUGCCUGAUGUGCUGAACAGACGUCACUUAAUCGCCCUCCACAAGAAAGCCAGGCAAGCUGGCCUAGAUAUCGACCAAUACAAUGCCCUAAAGGACAAAGCUUACGAAUUGGAGACCACCUUAAAGAUUAUCCGCGGGCCUCUAUACGAGCAUCAGAGCCGUAUAGAACAGAUGAAAAGAUCAAGAUCAAGAUCAAGCUCAAGUAGUUCCAGAUCACCCAGUUCAUCACCUAGUCCUAGUCCUAGUCCUAGUCCUGAAAGGAGUCUUCCUAAAAAAGGCAUCUUUCCACUACAAGACACACUUAAGAAACCGGUUCCCCAAGGAGCACAAUUCAGUCCGGCUUGGAUGCUCAAAGAAACAAGGGAUUGA